GUCCCACCACACAGUUUGGAGGAACUAGAGGAACAUACACACCCUAGGAUUGGUGUGUAUGUGAUUGUGACUGACUGACUGUGCGUGUGUGGGUCUGUGUGACAUCCCUCCUGGUAAUAAAUGAGUAAACUUCAAUCUUUUCAAACUCCUGUGAAAGGAGCCGUGACAACUUGCGAUCCCAUCCCGAGCGAUCGCGUGUGAAGAGUUGUCUUUGUUUAGUACAUCUGGCCCUCGUCGGACCCUACGAUGACAACUGCCUUGUAGUGGGAGGCCGCCCUUCAGACAGAUAAGGAUCAACGCAGGGCCAUCGCUUGUCUGGUGUCGAAGAGAGCUGGUUAAAGGCAAGAUUAAGGCUAUCCCUGAGCUGAACUCUUCCAGCACUAUAGACCAGUGAUUCCCUCCUGUAAGACGAUUAUUGUCACGCUCACAUAAACCAUCACAAGAAGGGGCUGCAGAGAGAAGUCAGAGAGCUGAGGUAUUGCUCUACUUCAUCCCAAACCCUCUGACUGACGUUGAUACAUCUGCCUUGUUGGCUACGACCCUCUGCACAGACUGUAGCUGAGGAUACUAUUCAGCAGAAAUGGCUCCUGCAGUCGGUGGCCCUCAAGGAUACACGCCCCCGGAGGGUGGCUGGGGAUGGAUGGUGGUGAUCGGCGCCUUCAUCUCCAUCGGCUUCUCCUACGCCUUCCCAAAGUCCAUCACCGUCUUCUUCAAGGAGAUUGAGGUCAUCUUCGAUGUUACUAGCAGCCAGGUGUCGUGGAUUUCAUCCAUUAUGCUGGCGUGUAUGUAUGGAGGAGGUCCAAUCAGCAGCAUCCUGGUUAAUAAGUACGGGAGUCGCGCUGUGAUGAUGUUCGGGGGCUGCUUGUCCGGAUCGGGCCUCAUCGCCGCCUCUUUCUGCAACUCCAUCCAGGCGCUCUAUUUCUGUAUUGGAGUUGUGGGAGGCUUGGGAUUAGCCUUCAACCUCAACCCAGCACUUACAAUGAUCGGAAAGUACUUCUUCAAGAAGAGACCCAUUGCCAACGGCAUCGCCAUGGCCGGCAGCCCUGUCUUCCUCUCCACCCUGGCACCGAUCAACACCUGGUUCUUCGACAAGUUUGGCUGGAGAGGAAGCUUUCUGAUCCUUGGGGGCCUUCUCUUCAACUGCUGUGUGGCAGGUUCUCUCAUGCGACCCAUCGGGCCCAAACCCAAACCGGUUGAGAGGGGCACGGAGAGGAGGACCGCAUCACAGAUCAUGAACAGCUUCAUUGACUUCACCCUGUUCAAGCACCGCGGCUUCCUGCUGUAUCUCAUGGGCAACUUCAUCAUGUUCUUCGGCCUCUUCGCCCCACUCGUUUUCCUCAGUAAUUUCGGCAAGAGUAGAGAUAUCCCCAAAGAGAAGGCUGCUUUUUUGCUUUCCGUACUCGCUUUUGUAGAUAUGGUGGCAAGGCCCUCCAUGGGCAUGGUGGCCAACACCAAGUGGAUCCGACCAAGAAUACAAUACUUCUUUGCUGCGUCUGUCUUGUACAACGGUGUGUGCCAUGUGAUGGCACCUUUAUCUGUGACCUACACAGGCUUUGUGAUUUAUGCCAUUUUCUUCGGCUUCGCCUUCGGCUGGCUGAGCUCGGUGCUGUUUGAGACCUUGAUGGAUAUCGUUGGGGCUCAGCGCUUCUCCAGUGCUGUGGGGCUGGUCACCAUUGUGGAGUGUGGCCCUGUGCUGCUAGGACCACCUCUAUUGGGGAGGUUCAAAGACAUCUACAAUGAUUACAAGUACACCUACCAGGGAUGCGGUAUUAUCCUCAUUGUUUCCAGUGUGUUCCUCUUCUUUGCCAUGGGCAUCAACUAUCGUCUAAUGGACAAAGAGAAGAAGGAGGAAGAGAGAAGGGUUAAGGUAGAGGGUAGGAGAUAUGAGCCAAAUAAAAGCAAAGCAGUGUCAAAGGUGGCAGAAGAUACUGUCUAACUAAUCGAUUCUUUACUGAGCUGAAUUUUUUGUAUUUGGACAUAUAACAACCAAGAAAUAUAGUUUCUAUAAUAUAAUUAUCUUUUUACUUCUGUACUGUUUAACACUCUGAAGUUGAUAUUCAAUAUACUACUAAACCUCCAAGCCUCACUUUCCAAGUUCAUUAUUUUUCAGGCACACAGGAUGGCCUGAAUGUGUCUGAUUUGUCUGAUGUGAUUGUAGUCUAGCCCACUCAAUCAGGAGUGCAUGGCAAUGAUGACCAUACAAUGUAUUCAUGCAUUUAAUUAUGACUUAAAUGAAAAAUAAAUCACUGUAACCAUAACAAA
Gadus macrocephalus (Pacific cod) is the source of this 2262-nucleotide messenger RNA. RefSeq names its product monocarboxylate transporter 1-like. The record is from RefSeq and is a predicted model, not a curated record. Gene Ontology annotation, biological process: transmembrane transport; monocarboxylic acid transport. Gene Ontology annotation, molecular function: monocarboxylic acid transmembrane transporter activity. The transcript has 8 exons. NCBI's taxonomy places the organism in Eukaryota, Metazoa, Chordata, Actinopteri, Gadiformes, Gadidae. Gene Ontology annotation, cellular component: membrane. The coding region runs from base 581 to 1936 and encodes 451 amino acids.